Paramecium octaurelia is the source of this 801-nucleotide messenger RNA. NCBI's taxonomy places the organism in Eukaryota, Ciliophora, Oligohymenophorea, Peniculida, Parameciidae. The record is from the annotation of a GenBank genome assembly.
AUGCAGAAAACAAAAGGUGACUCCAGCUUUUCGACUAAUAGUCAUAAUAAUGGCAAAUUAUAAGAAAUAGAAAGACACUUUUCGGAAGAUGUAUUAUUAGAAACAGUGGAUUCUACUUAAACUUAUGCGAAAAAGGAAUACAAAAGAAAAUAUUGGAAUUAAAUCACCUAUAUAAGAGCUCUUCAUCAAACUGAAGGUAGAGGAUAAUUCGAUAGAAAAUGGGAAUGUCAAUCUAAAAAAAAUAUCUUGACUACUAUAAUCUUCCCAUUUUUCACUAGAAAAGAGCACCUAAAGAAUGUAACCAUAAUUGUUGGAUACGCAAUUGUGAAACUCUUUAAAGAACUAUACAAUUUGAAUGCAUAAUUGAAGUGGAUGAAUGAUAUACUGAUUAAUUGCAAAAAGUCUGUUGGUAUACUAGUAGAGUCAGAACUAAUAGACAAUAAAUGUGUUUUGUUUGUUGGAAUUGGAAUUAAUGUGAAUUGGUGUACUCAAGGAGCUACAUCUCUUAAAGAAAACUGAGGGAAGGAAGUUGAUCAAAAUUAGCUGUAUUUAGAGUUGAAGGAAAGAGUCACUAAGGCUUUGUAUGAUUUGAAUGACUUUGGUUUUGAACAUUUAAGGGUUAGGAUGAAUAGGAUUUUAUACAGAAGAGGUCAAUUGUGUGAAUUUGAAGAUUCAAAAAUUUUGCAGAAGGUUUAUUCUGGUAUUUUGGAGGAAUUGAACGAGCAAGGAGACCUAGUUAUUAGAGACUAAGUUAAUAAUUAGCGAGCCAUUGUUCCGCCAAAUGUUAGACUAAAAAAGUGA